AUGGCACAUCGAUGCACAUUUGCAAGGGCCUUGUGGCACGAACUCAAGGAGGCAUGGAACCUGCCUCCUGAGCAGGAAGUAGAAUAUACUGGAAGGGAUUGGGUCCUAAUCUUGCUAGAUAAGGUGAGUGAAGAUAUGAAACAAAAAUUUAUGCUAUUUUGGUGGCGUGUUUGGCACCAUAGAAAUGACGCGAUCUUCGCAAAAGGUAAAGCGAAAAUUUCCCACUCUGCUCGUUUUCUGCAAAACUACCUUGCAAACAUCCGCUUGAUUGCGGAGGGAACUUCUGAGAUAGAUCGAAAAGGGAAAAGUCCGAUGGUUAACUUGCCAUCAGUGCAACAACAUGAUCAUACAAAGGAAAAAGGAUGGACAAUGCCAGAGCUCGGAUGGGCUAAGGUCAAUGUUGAUGGAAGUUUUUUGGAGGAAAAUAGGAGUGGAGCCUGGGGAGCUGUGAUUCGAGAUCAUGAUGGAAGAAUUAUCUUAUCAGCUUGGGAUUAUAUACCGCGGUGCAAUGGAGCGGACUGCGCGAAAGCCAUGGCUUGCCUAGAAGGACUAAGGAUGGCAAUGUCGGGGACGAAUCUACCCUUAAUCAUCGAGACGGAUUGCAGCUCGGUGACAAAGGCGCUUAUCCUCUCGUCUAUUGAUAGAUCGGAGGUUGCAACAAUUGUAAAGGAGUUUCAAGCCAUGAAAGGGAACAGAGAAGUAAAAGUUUGCAAAGUAGAUAGAAGGGACAAUAGGUUAGCUCAUAGUCUUGCCCAGUUGGGGCGUAGAGAGUUGCGUGGUGGGGUUAUGCAAGGCUCUGUGCCAACCUGCGUGUUGAGUGAGGCCUUGCACGAUUGUACGAACUAUGUUUCUCUACUUAAUUAA
Triticum turgidum subsp. durum (durum wheat) is the source of this 864-nucleotide messenger RNA. The record is from the annotation of a GenBank genome assembly. Lineage: Eukaryota; Viridiplantae; Streptophyta; Magnoliopsida; Poales; Poaceae.